This is a messenger RNA of Aethalodelphis obliquidens (Pacific white-sided dolphin), 5426 nucleotides long. It is a transcript of the gene LDLRAP1, whose product is annotated as low density lipoprotein receptor adaptor protein 1. The coding region runs from base 2654 to 3535 and encodes 293 amino acids. The record is from RefSeq and is a predicted model, not a curated record. NCBI's taxonomy places the organism in Eukaryota, Metazoa, Chordata, Mammalia, Artiodactyla, Delphinidae. The transcript is spliced from 9 exons. Gene Ontology annotation, cellular component: early endosome.
CUCAUUAUCUCAUCAAAGGGUCACCACAGCCCUGUGAGCUGGAGACUUUUGCUUCUCCCACUUUAUAGAAGAGAGAGCUGAGGCUCAGGGAAAUUAACUUGCUCAGGCUCACUCAGUGGAUUCGAGGAUUCAGGCCCGUGCUCUUAACCACUAGGCUAUACUGCCUCAAAGAAGGCCUUCCUGGAGGAGGCUGGGUGCGAGGGGUUUCAAUCAAGCAAAGGGAAGGGCAUUUCUGGUAGAGGGAGCUCCUUGAGCAAAGGCACAGAAGUGGGAAAGUAAAUGUAACGUCAUGGGAAGAAGCUGUGUCUGAUUGGAUCGUCUGCUGUGUGCGUGCCUGCAUGUGUGUGCGUGUGCUUGCGUGCAGGGCUAUUGGGGGGGAGACGAGGCUGGGCAACCUCUAAUUUCGCAACAGUCCUUGUGGGAGUUGCCUGUAGUGCUUUGGGAGCUGGGGUCCCUCUGAUUGCUGUGUGACCUUGCACAAGUCCCAUCCUUCUCUGGGCCUCAGUUUUAUCGUCUGUCAAGUGAGGAGGUUGGGCAGAGGGUCUCUGAGGCUGAUGAGUGGCAACCAGUCUACCAGGGCUCUGUUCCAGGAGGCCAUAGAAGAGGGGAAGGAUCAGGCCAGGGAAGGAGGAUUGCAGAAAAAUGCGGAGUAUUUCAGAGGUCAGGGGGGACUGGGGAAUGUUUUGACAGCAAAGAGGUCGUCUGUGACCUUGGCAAGCUUUGGCCCUUUUGGAAUGGAGGGAGCGGAAGUGGAUUUGGAGAGGGGCCAGGAAAGGGCUGAGCUGGCGGAAAUGGGAGAGAGAAGACAUGAAAAUGGGGAGAGGAAGGAUGUUUGCUGUGGGGCAGGGAUGGGUAAUGAGAUGAACAAGGCCACCCCUGAUGGAUUGGUAUUGCCAGCCAGGAGCCUUUUAUUGAGAAACAGUCCGAAGCCUUUAAAUCAGAGGGAAUAGGGCUGCAGUUGAUUAGCAAUGUCUGCCAAGGACACAGGCGACAGGCGUGGCAGCACAUAGUCUGCCGCCCUUGCUUAGAUGAAUAUCGAGUUGAAAGUGGUGGUCCAGGCAUCUCCAUACAGAGAGGAAGCCUCAGGAAUUAAGAAUUAUGGGGGGAAAUACCUCUGGCUCUAGGCACUUCUCCAUGACCUUUUGCUAAACUGAGGGUAGUUUGCCUCAUGGCAAGAUAGCGUUUACCUGAUGGUUAGGAACUUGGGCUUUAAGUGUCAAAUAGACAAAUAAUUUGGCAAAUUACUUGUCCUUUGAGCCUCAGUUUCCUCCUCUGUGAAAUGGGAAUGAAAGAAUGCCAGCUUGCAAGGUAGCUGUGAGUGUUAGAGGUAAUGGUAAGAGCUGCUGCUUUGUUGUUACUGUAGCUCUGUUUUGCCCUGAUGGUGGCAAUAUUCUUGGUUUCUUUGAGAGCAAGGCCCAUGUCUGAGUUGCUCCAGGGCUCCCAUCACCAAACCCAGGACUGGGACACCUCGGGGACUUUCUGAUUGUCUUUGGAGGAUCAAAUGAAAUAGACUCAUGGUUGAUGGGACAGAGGAUGGGGUCACUUCGGGGUCUUCUCAGUGGGGGUUGGCUUCAUGUGGGGUGGAGGCCUAAGGGCAGAGGCUGGAGGGCAGUGGUCCAGGGUCCAGAGCUGAGGAUGGGGUUGGGGCGUUGCAGGCCUGAAAGCCUUGGGGUUGUCUGGGUUCCUUCACUCAGGAAUGCCAGCUGCAUGCCAGGCUCUGGAUGACAGGUUAACAAAUUCCUCCUCACCUGGGUCUCAGUUUGGGAGACGAGGUACUCCUGUGAAUUCUUGUAUGACCCCUCCCACAGUGAAGACCACACUUCCCCUCCUGUCCCUCUGCCUGCUCAGGGCCCUCUCUCAUGUGGGUGGGGUGAAAUGGAGGCCUCUUUCCAACUCUCCCUCCUGGUCUGUUUCACCACCCAGUGAGCCAGGCUCAUCCCCUCAUUUCCCAACCUUCCUGACCUCAGUCGUGAUCAGAGCUUUCAGAGGACCCUUCCCAUGUGUCCUGCUGUGUGCCGUUGCUGUAGCCCAGGCAUUAUUAGUCUCAAAGAGGAGAGGGGCCUUCCCCAAGACCAUGCAGGUGGGGGGAAGCAGAGCUGGGAUUCGAACCCAGGUCUUCCGGAUUCAGUGGCCUUCCUAUGAUGGUUUUUGAGCAGUCACCUGCCCCUUUCCCCACUAAGCCUUACCCCACGCCCACCCUCCUUGGGCUGCUGUCUCUUUCCUGGUCUCCCUCCUCCCUACCUUUUGGUCUCUGUGGCUGUGCAGAUGGAGGAAAGCAGGCCAGACUGGGGCCAUGGGAACCACCCAGUUUUGAAUUGUGACUCCAACCCUUUACUCAUUGUAUGUGGCCUUUGUCUGACGACUUCACCUCUCUGAGCCUCAGUUUCCUAAUCCGUAAAGUGGGAAUAAUACCCAUCUCACCGGAUUGCGUUGAAGAUUCAAUAAGAAAAUGGCAUGGUUUGCCCUCAGCAAGUGUUAACAUUGAAGUUAAGGGUCUGGGCUUCGGAUCUGAAAAUGAGAGUUUGAUUCUUGGCUCUUGCACUUGCUGGCUCUGUGGACUUGGUCAUGUGAUUUCGCCUCCCUGGGCCUCCGUGUCUUUGUCUGUAAAUGGGUAUGAUAAAAGUGUCUGCCUCAUAGGUCCUCAUGAGGAUCAAUGAGAAGAUUUUAUGUAACGCUUCCUACCAUGGUGCCUGAGCUGCCUGAGAACUGGACAGACACUCGGGAGACGCUGCUCGAGGGCAUGCUCUUCAGCCUCAAGUACCUGGGCAUGACGCUGGUGGAGCAGCCCAAGGGUGAGGAGCUGUCGGCCGCCGCCGUCAAGAGGAUCGUGGCCACGGCCAAGGCCAGUGGGAAGAAGCUGCAGAAGGUGACUCUCAAGGUGUCGCCACGGGGGAUCAUCCUGACCGACAACAUCACCAACCAGCUCAUUGAGAACGUGUCCAUUUACAGAAUCUCCUACUGCACAGCAGACAAGAUGCAUGACAAAGUGUUUGCGUACAUCGCACAGAGCCAGCACAACGAGAAUCUUGAGUGCCACGCUUUCCUCUGCACCAAGCGGAAGAUGGCCCAGGCUGUCACCCUCACAGUAGCCCAGGCCUUCAAAGUCGCUUUUGAGUUUUGGCAGGUAUCCAAGGAAGAGAAGGAGAAGAGGGAGAAAACCAGCCAAGACGGAGGGGACAUCCUGGCGGGGGGCCGCCGAGACAGCACCCCUUCGCUGAAGAGCCUGGUCGCCACUGGGAACCUGCUGGACCUGGAAGAGACAGCCAAGGCCCCGCUGUCCACGGUCAGCGCUAACACCGCUAACGUGGACGAGGCACCGCGACCUCAAGCCUUAAACAGCAGCAGCGUUGUCUGGGAGCUGGAUGAUGGCCUGGAUGAAGCAUUUUCAAGGCUUGCCCAAUCUCGGACGAACCCUCAGGUCCUGGACACUGGACUGACAGCACAGGACAUUCAUUACGCCCAGUGCCUCUCGCCUGUCGACUGGGACAAGCCUGACAGCGGUGGCGCCGAGCCGGAUGACCUCUUCAACUUCUGAGGCCUGGGGCUGGCGGGACACGUGACAAACCAAAGCCACCCACGUCGGGGGCGGGGCCAGCUCCAGGACCCCCAGCCAGUGUCCUUCAGUCGGCAGCGCUGUCAGUCUGCAGAUGAGAGCUGCAACCAGUCAAGCAGAGGGAAGGAGAGAUUCUUUUUUAACCCCGUUCUUUCUCUGAGAACUGAAAGAUGCCUUGAAUAUUUAUUCAGUGACUCCUGGUUCAACUCAGAAGCUGGUUGUGCAUCAGGCGCGAGCGCAGUGUUAUAACCAGCUUUCUGCCCUCUCUUGAGCGAGCUCUGCUCCACUGUGGGUGUCAGGAUGGUGGCCAAAGCAUUUCUUGUCCCUUCUCUUCAAGGGCCCAGAUUUCCCUGGAGGUGCCCUUGCUCCUUACUGAAAGUAGUCGGAUCGUUCAUUUCUGUCAUCCUUUGAGCACAGGAGGGCGACACAGCCGCGGGAGGAGACUGUGACAUCCAGCCCGCCUUCCGUGGGGGGCCCAGCGGGCCGGGGCUUGGGCUCCUGGCCCUGGGGGCUCUCAGAGACAGAGGGGCAGCCCCUGACCAAAGACAACACGUGGCAGGCACUUUAAAGCACACACAGCAGGUGUGGCCCCCAGCUCCUCGACGGUGCUGCGUUGCGUAGAGCUUUCUUUCUGCCCUUCUUCCGAGAGACGAGGCCCAAAGUCCCCGGCGGUGCUUGGAACCGGUGUAACUGGCUGCCCUGGACUCCCAGAGUCUGCCUGCGGCGGUGGGGUCAUCUGUGUGACCACCUCCUGCAGAGCUCCCAUCCCGCCCUUCCCCCUCCACGUGGAUGAAGUUUUCCCGCGCCGCUCUUUGGUCUGAGCCCCACCUCCCCGUACUUCCUGAGAUAGUGCGUGAAACCUAACACCUAGAUUUGUUUGCGAAUGUUUGGUUGCCAGUUUCUAGAUGAGGAAACUGAGACCACGCGCGUGGAAGGGGGAGAGUCAGGAGUAGAACCCAGAUCUGGUGCCAAAGCUGCCUUCUCCCCCACACCUCUCACAACUCGCACCUCCUUUUUUCUGGCUUUGUUGUCCUCCCAGGAACCAAAAAGCCCCAGCUAUUUUCUGACCAAAAUGUGUUUCAUAACAAACCAUCUGGUGCCUUUACUCACGUAACUGGCAUGAGCCUGUGUGCCCUGCUAGCUGUCUCGCUGUUGAUUUCUGUGGAAAUGGAAGUGUUUGAAGUCUGCUAAUUCAGAGGGUGAAACAGAACCAAACUUCAUAAGCAUCACGCUGUUCCUUCCUGAUGCUCCGACCCCAGGUCGGGGACGUACCAGCAGCAACCUGCCUUCAGAGUCUCCCCUCCUCUCCUUUCACCCCCAUGGGGCUCCCAGCAAAGCCGCCAGCACCUUCUUCAUCCUCGGGUGCCUCCCAGGCCUGGCUUUACCAAGCUUAAGUCUCUGGUGAUAGUCGGAGCAGGUUUCACCAGCCCAGGAAACACACCGUUUCUUAGAAUCUACGUAUCUAACUAAGCAUCUGAAUCAAAACACAGAGACAGGAGUGCCUGGGUGAGAGGUGGGGUGGGAUUGCCUUUAUCAAAAUGUAAAGAUAACUUCCGUUCCCUGGCCCAGCUCCUGCACCCCCGCUGCCCACCCCAGAUCUCCUUGGUAUCAGCCCCUGUAUUUGUCGUGAGGCAGCAGGGCUUGGACCUGACACAGGCCACCCUUGGCACGAGGGUCCAGGAGACCUGAGAAAGGCUGUGCUGUGUUUGUGUGAGUCUCCAUGGGGCCUUCAUCUGGUCUCUGGCCAACAGUGGUCAGUGUGCUCCCCUUGUGUCUACAAAUAAGUUUUGUUGUGCUUUACUUUGUGUUGCUGUAAAGGAAGUUCUAAUGAGGAAAAAAAUAAGUAAUAAAUGUUCUCUUUUUGAAAUACAAA